Molecule: messenger RNA, 4216 nt
Organism: Diorhabda sublineata
Lineage: Eukaryota; Metazoa; Arthropoda; Insecta; Coleoptera; Chrysomelidae
Exons: 4
Coding region: 258-1133 (291 amino acids)
Source: RefSeq, a predicted model, not a curated record
GAUUGCUUAAUUAAACUACACUUGGUAAACAUAGUAAUCUUGAGGUCACUGGGACAUUAUUACGUAAUUAAAACAUGCUGACAUUACUUCAUUAUUUUAAUGUUGAUGGACCAUAGCCGGACUAGACUCUUAAGUGGUUGAAAUUAAUUUAAAGAAGCGGAUGAUUCACAACCACCUACACGUUAAUUAGAAGUUUUUGAAUAGUUUUCAACGUUUUACCUUAACGUAGUUAUCUCACCAUUGACAAGUCAAGAACGAUGUUGUUGUUUGUGUUUGGUGUUUGUUUUUUUGGAAACGUAGCUGCGGAGGCGUCUUCCAAUUAUUUUUGCGCAGACAUGAAUCCCCAACACCACGUUAUGAUUGAUCAGUUGAUGGGUAUGUGGUUCGGUAUAGAAAAAAUAAAUCACCUAGAUGAAGUUUUUCAUACUAAAACAGAGUUUUCCUGUCCAAUAAUACACAUAUCAGAAGACAGGGAUGCAACUUCAACAUUUAAUCCGUUAUAUUCAAAUUAUAACUAUGGAUAUAACUAUGGGAGAGCACACGGUUACGGCUCUGUAACGGAUAAACCGAUUUCUGCAAUCACCGAUAGAGCUACAGUAAAUGAAAUACGACGAAGAGUCUACGAAGACGCCGAAUACGACCGACAAACGACAUACGGAAACUAUCCGUAUAACAAAAAACAACAUUUAUAUGAUUUAAAACAAAUGGCAGGCAAUGUCAAAUAUUUGAGAGUCAUCUGGGACGAAAAUGGGGAAAGCACUGAGUAUCGAGUUAGAUAUAAUGUUAGUAGAUCUGGUUUUUGGAUUACUUCUGGACCUGAAAACGGAGGAGCUUCAUUGGAUCCUCAAUACAGUCACUUUGGCGGAACUAUUCAAGUUGUGAAAGCAGUAGGAAACCACAUGGUUUUAACUUUUUGCCAUCAAUUACCUGAUAGACAACUUUAUUCCAUUUUGCUAUCUAGGGAAUUGAAAUUAGAAAAUGUAGAGAUUCAUGGGGUUCACAAUAUGCUCAACAGAAAAGGUUUACGUACUAAUUCAGUUAAAAAAACCUGCAAUAGCAGUAGCAAUAACAGAAUUAACGUAUUAAUUUUCGUACCAUUAUUUAUAUUUUCGUUAUUUACACUCAGGUUUUAGUCGUUAAAAAUUAAAGUAGCAUUAGAAUGUAAGAAGGAUAAGAGCAGAACAGAUUUAAGAACUGUUCAGUAGUAGAGAAAAUAAAAUUCCACUUGUAAUGUCAAGAAAACAAAAUUAAUCGAAUAGCAUAUAUGUAAUACUUCUAUAUGGACAGUGGAAGCUGUUCCGACUAAAGAAGACAGAAUGGCAACGAUUUCUCUAUCGUCCAAGGUUCCAGCUCGGUUCUGCGCAUUCUCAAGCAUGCGCAGUAUAGAUAAAGUGCCUCGAACGAGAGAGAAAAUGAAUAUUAUCGGCACUGUAACAUAGGGACUUUUUUCCCAUACCAACUGUCCAUAUAGGAGUAUUACAUAUAUGUCUAAUAGUGAUGAGGUGGAGACCUUCACAAACAAAGAAAAAAAGAAGAAGCAAUAGUUGACAAUUUGAAUCAAAUAGGAAGUGUAACCACAAAACUAAAGCAUUUUAAAAAUGUUAUUAAAAAAGUCAUUUCCGGGAUUACGUCACAAUCAGCCAUCAUAUUGUCUUGGGAUUAAAAUAUUGCGUUAUAUACAUUCAAAUUAGUGAUUUUUUUUAAUAUAUUCAUUUCAUUAAAAAAAGCGCUAGCAAUACUCGAAAUGACUUAUUCAAUGAAAAUUAACUAGGUAAAAAAAUGCUCAGCUGUAGCUAUAAAUUAUAGUUUGAAAACCGCUCGUGCAGAUAUAUAGAUUAUAUCUUUGUUCGCAGGUCAAUUUAGAAUCGAUUCCGAAUCAGUUGGUAAGUUAGAAUCGCUGUAAUGCGCAUGCUUGAUUACGAACCUAUUCACAAUGGUUGAUUUAACGUGAACUUAAUCAAUAAUUAACGGACUCGAUGUGACCGAACAUAGAACUGUUUUUAUUCAGUAGGGUACUAACCGCAAAUGACAAUUUUGAAAGUAUCCAUGCAAUCGGCGCCUAAACCGAUUCGGAAUCUAAACCACGAACAAAGCUAUUAGCAUUGUUCAUUGGACAGUUUAGAAUCGAUUCCGGAUGAGUUGGUAACAAAUUUAGAAUCGGUUUAAUGCGCAUGCUUAAUUACGAAUCUAUAGCUGGUGAUUGAUUUACCGCGAACGUAAUUAAUGAAUAACGGAAUGUAAGUGACCACCCGCAGUAAACCAAAAGAAUGUCUUAUAAUUUGUGAGAGCAGAGAUAAUAAUAUUGUGUAAUACCUAUAGCGACAAUUAUUGUUUCUAAUGUGUUUUUCAACGCAAAAUUACCAAAUUAUAGGUUAGAAACUGUGAAAAUUGAAUUAAUUUAAGCCCCCGAAUUCAGAGGUUUAAUUUAAUGAUAGUUUGAAGCAUUGCACCCUCACGGUGCAAGUAACCAUAAUUUAUUAAGUUCUAAAUGCACCAUUAUCGUGAAUAGAUUGAUUCUAGUGUCGAUUAGAAACAUUUUGGUUAAACGACUAAAAUUACGGUUUAAGUUAUACUUUACCAUACCCGGUAAAUUAAGCUGACUGUCAUUGUCCCUAAAUUAUUUUUGUCUAAAUUAAUGAAAUUUGGGUAAAAUAUUUCCUUUUAUUUAUGAUUUUUCAAUUACUGAAUGAUACAGAAGUUUUUUUACCGUAAUUGCAGGAAAUAAAAUUAUUAAUUCUUUAGAUUUCAUAUCAUAUUUCUACACAGUUUCAAGUGUAUUUGUUCUCAUAUUUAUUAUUCUUAUCUCAUUUGGUAUAUAUGUAUAUAUAUAAAUUUUAAUAUCAAGUAAAGUGACUACAAAACCAUUUACCACUUGGUCCCACAAUAUUACAAUUAAAAACAGAGUUUUUUUCUGUAAACCCUUUAAACUGUUAAGUAUUUGUUAUUAUAUAUUAAUUAUAUCAAUUAUCAUGAAUUAUCACUUAAUUUCUCUAUUUUUUAUUUGUAUAUAUCCUCAUACUUCACUGUGUCAUUUUUUUUCCUUUUUUGUUCUGUUCCUGUUCCUCUAAGUCAGUAUCUUAUUAAAAAGUUACAUUGCGAGCACAUCUUUAAUCAUUUGAUCUUCCUUUUUCAGACUUUUUUAUCAUUUUAUCGCUUUUUUUUGUACACGUGGCAUCAUUUUUCGACUAAAUUCAUUAUUAGGUACAGCUAAAACCAACAAAAUACACCAAAACUACAAGUUUUGAAUUUGCACUUCAUGAAUGAUGAACUGUUUUAUACUGUACUAGCAUUCUGAACAUACUGUUUAAACCACCACUACACCAAUACUCACAAUAACACUGUCUGGCGAGCGUUUCGAAUUAGUUAUGAACAAUGUAAUUGUGAAUGGUGGUGUAAACAUUGUGUUCAGUAUGAAUUUCACCAACAGUUCCAAAAAUUCCAACUUCACUGUACUAGCAAAGCAGAUAUGAAGUUUUAAAUAAAUAUGAAGAUUUAAAUAAUCCUUCUUGACCCACAUCAAUUAAACUUAUAAUUCACGAAAAACUCUGUAUAUUUUUCAAAAAUUCUUUAAUGGGUAUCUGAAUUACGAUAGAAAUAAAAAUGCUCUACCAUUAGUAUGAAAUAUCCAUGAGAAUAGAUCCACCGACAGUCGUUUCCUUCCAAAUAGUUGAGCAUGUUUACAGUAAAAACUUACUCUUUAAGCUUCAUAUGGAUAAAUCUAUUAUGUGCAAAAAAAUAAAUCAUUUUCCUCUAAAUUUGUUUCAGACCUAUCGUACUCAAAUGAUUUUUUACCCUUGUUAGGUUAAAAUAUGAAAACAGAAUAAAGACUUGACUCCCCUCAGCUUAAUUGUGACUUAUCUCGUUUAAACAGCUUUGAUUUUGAUAAUACUUUUCGAAUUUGAUUUGUGAAUAUCGUUUUAUCAUCAAAAAUAGUUAAUAUUAUAUAUAAAUAAUAUCAAACCAAAUAGUUUGAGUACCGCAGCUUUUAUUCAAAAGAAGUAGUUUAUGCCUGGCUAUUAUUACCAUUAUUUAAGACACCAAAAUAUAUAAUCGACAAUUAUUAUUGCGAAUAAUUGAAAAAUAUUUUUCCAUGAAAAAAUUUGCAUGUAGGAAAGAUACCUCGCAAGGAAUAUAAACUUAUACUGAAUAUAAUGUAAAUAAAGUUUUAAAUAUUGUUGAAUAAACCAUUUUAAGUAAAAACUGUUGGUCAUAUUUU